Styela clava is the source of this 2527-nucleotide messenger RNA. RefSeq names its product forkhead box protein A2-A-like. Lineage: Eukaryota; Metazoa; Chordata; Ascidiacea; Stolidobranchia; Styelidae. Gene Ontology annotation, molecular function: RNA polymerase II cis-regulatory region sequence-specific DNA binding; protein domain specific binding; transcription factor binding. Gene Ontology annotation, biological process: anatomical structure morphogenesis; cell differentiation; regulation of transcription by RNA polymerase II. The record is from RefSeq and is a predicted model, not a curated record.
CCAAUAAGGUUUACGGCGCGUAGCGGGGAAAGGAGAAUAACUAGAGAAUUCGAACACGGGCGUAUAAAUGCCUAACCUGAUAAGAAAAAGACAUUACUUCGUUUGCCAUCAAGUAAGACUUUCAUUGCAAAUUGAGCGGUAAGCAAGAAGGAAUUGGUGAAAAGAAAUCGAAGAUCUUAUCUGAAAUUUUGAAGUAGGAGGUGACAAAAAUUAUAGAAAAUGUUCAGUACACCAAGUGAUAUAAGUGCGAGAUAUCCUUCAUAUCAAGCAGCUGGAUACGCAGCGACAAGUAUCUCUGGAUCUUACGCUAGUGGAGCAGCGAGUGCCGCAAUGCAGCUUCCUGUUUAUACAAAUCAUACAGCAGCAGCCGCACUGUCUUCUCCAAUCAACCAAGGUUUUGCCUCAGGUGCAGGACUCAACUAUGUUGGUCAUCCGGGAAUCCCACAUUCUGGGACAGUGAUGCCUCAAAUUUCAACAGCAAUGGCUUCGGGGAUAUCCCCCCAUCAGUACCCGUCAAUGGCGCAAAUGGCUCCAAACAUAGCCAUCAGUCCGAAUAUGGUGCCUGGUUCAAUGCAUGUCAACAGACAGGAUAAGAACUACAGGCGAAAUUACACGCACGCGAAGCCACCUUACAGCUACAUCUCACUUAUCACCAUGGCUAUCCAAUCAUGCGAAAGCAAAAUGAUGACGUUAAGCGAAAUAUACAGUUGGAUUAUGGAACUGUUUCCUUUCUACAGACAAAAUCAACAGAGGUGGCAAAAUUCUAUAAGGCACAGUCUGUCAUUCAAUGAUUGUUUUGUAAAAGUUCCUCGUUCUCCCGAUAAACCGGGUAAAGGUUCCUACUGGUCGCUACACCCAGAAGCAGGAAAUAUGUUUGAGAAUGGAUGUUAUUUGCGACGCCAAAAGAGAUUUAAAUGCGAAAAGAAAGCUUUAAUAAAAGCAACACAACGUAAAGGUGAAGGUUCAAUCGAUGAUGACGAUGUACAAGUACCAAUGAUGGAUGGAUCGAAAGAGGAAAUUUUAUCUGAAGUUCAUUCACAAGGUCAGUUAGAAAUGGUAAACGGAGUUGAAAACAUUGACACGAAGCCAUCGUUUGAAACGCUGCAUCCUCCCAGUUCGGGAUCAGCAAUAACAUCCGUGGCAUCUGAAAAUCAUAAAGAAGCAGACGGGAGUGUGCCACCUCGAAAUUUGACGCCACGUCACGGACAUAUUCAAAUCCCAGGAGCUUCUGAAAUCAACUUACCCCUACCACCAAUAAUGCCUACGUAUCAAACGUAUCCGGCACCACUUGGAGCACAUCACCAUUUUCUUCCACAACAUGGUUUUAUGACAGCAGAACAAGGAUUUGGAGGUCAAUAUGCUCAAAUGUCAGCAGCAACUGCUGUAAAACCGGAUCCUCAGUCAUUCGCUCAUCCAUUUUCUAUAAACAGUUUAGUAGGGGACCAGCAAGGACGAGAUUUCAGAGCGUAUCACGAAGCUAUGUACUAUCCUGUUCAGGCGGCUUUACCUCAUGUGUCAGUACCGAAUUCCGGAUAUCAAACUCCGAAUGCAACUUCUCAACAACAUUCUCCAUCAUCGUCUACAGCUCAGCACAAUCAAACGGCGAUGACAACUCAACUUGAAACAGUCAAUCUGGCAACUAUGAACGAAAGGCAAAACUUAGCGGGCAUUGCAGCAGCGGGUGAAACAUACUAUCCUGUUCCCGUCACAUCGAUGCCCUCGCAUAUUCCAGAAACAACUGGCAACGUGCCUUGAUCAAGUAAUGUGAAACUAUCAAAACACGUAUACCGUAAAUACGUUCUUUAAAUUAAGGCGUAUUUUGAUGCAAACAUUUGUUCCAGUGGCGAGUGCUUUACUACUAAAAACUAUGUAUUGUCAUCCACAGUAUCUAACUAAAUUUACGAAUAUACAUUCUAUGCUAUGUUGAUCUUUCAGUCAGGUACAGCUGUGAAUUUGUCAGAUUUAAUAUGCUACUUGUUUGAGAUUGAUAGUCAAACGUUACCUUCUAAUAAUUAAUAAUUCAGUACGUUCUGUGUUGACUAUCAGUAAAAGAUAAUAUUAAUCCGCAAACAUAAGUUCUGUUUUAUGCUAUUAUUUUGAUGCAGUUUAUCCUCCGAUAUGUAACUCCAUUGGUUAAUUUCGCAUCAAUUCUAGAUAAAAUCAACAACGCGAAGGAUUCCCUCAAGCCUAGAUAAAUGGUACAAUUUCAAACGUUUUACUUAGCUCAUUAAUCGCUGAUGCAUUUAAUGUUUUUUUUCUAACCGUACUAUAAUUUUCUAUGCCAAGUUUCAAUUCUCUAAUCAAUUAUUUUUCUAUUUUUCUUGUUAAUCUAUUAAAGCACUGUACGAAACGUCAAUUUAUUAUUGUUCACAAAAGGGGUGUAAAGUCAGUCUCACCGAAUAAAAUUGAAUUUGUUUGUAUUUAAAGCUACUUCCGAAUUGUUUCAUGAUCGAAUCUAGAACAAAUUGAGCCAGAAUUCUUUCUGAUUGUUACUGUCACUCUGUACCACCGCGUCUGGUUUCAUUUC